Messenger RNA from Notothenia coriiceps (black rockcod), 408 nucleotides. Its product is annotated as serine/threonine-protein kinase OSR1-like. Gene Ontology annotation, cellular component: cytosol; cytoplasm. Gene Ontology annotation, molecular function: ATP binding; protein serine/threonine kinase activity. The record is from RefSeq and is a predicted model, not a curated record. Lineage: Eukaryota; Metazoa; Chordata; Actinopteri; Perciformes; Nototheniidae. Gene Ontology annotation, biological process: peptidyl-threonine phosphorylation; positive regulation of T cell chemotaxis; negative regulation of potassium ion transmembrane transporter activity. The annotation marks the transcript as partial. The transcript is spliced from 4 exons.
UCACAGAGAUGUUAAGGCUGGAAACAUUCUCCUCGGAGACGACGGUUCAGUGCAAAUUGCAGAUUUUGGUGUCAGUGCGUUUCUAGCAACAGGUGGUGACAUGACGAGAAAUAAAGUGCGCAAGACGUUUGUGGGAACGCCGUGCUGGAUGGCCCCCGAGGUCAUGGAGCAGGUGAGGGGUUACGACUUCAAAGCAGAUAUCUGGAGUUUUGGCAUCACAGCCAUCGAGCUUGCCACGGGGGCCGCGCCUUAUCACAAAUACCCUCCGAUGAAGGUCUUGAUGCUGACGCUGCAGAACGACCCCCCCGCUCUGGAGACCGGCGUCACGGACAAAGAGAUGGUGAAGAAAUACGGCAAAUCCUUCAGGAAGAUGAUCUCCAUGUGUCUACAGAAGGACCCGGAGAAAAG